Molecule: messenger RNA, 237 nt
Organism: Colletotrichum tamarilloi
Lineage: Eukaryota; Fungi; Ascomycota; Sordariomycetes; Glomerellales; Glomerellaceae
Exons: 1
Coding region: 1-237 (78 amino acids)
Source: RefSeq, a predicted model, not a curated record
AUGGCCCCCGGUGCCGUUACACUGGUUCCGGGGCCCCCCAUUAUCGCCAUAUACCCAUAUCGGAUUGGAUCAACCCCAGUCGAUGAUCGCUUCCUCGUUACUGGUGGCCCCAAUGAUUCGCCGCCUGGGACGAAAGCUGCUUGGCCCACGCCUGCCACGCAAACUGGACCAAUUCUUCACCUCUGCAGCGCUCUUCAAGGCCUAUCGAGUCUGAGCGUGCGCGGCAGUGAUACCUAG